This is a messenger RNA of Hylaeus anthracinus, 1311 nucleotides long. RefSeq lists its product as uncharacterized. The transcript has 3 exons. The record is from RefSeq and is a predicted model, not a curated record. Bases 107 to 1144 code for a protein of 345 amino acids. NCBI's taxonomy places the organism in Eukaryota, Metazoa, Arthropoda, Insecta, Hymenoptera, Colletidae.
CAUCCUUCAAAUAAAAAUGUGUACAGCGUAUACAUAAACAACGUAGUAUCCGAUAAACGAUUAACAAAACGAUACUCGAAUAGCCGAUGACAAACACGCUGUAAAAAUGUUUCGCGAUGGCCAAUAUUUGGAAGUAAUAAAGGCAUCGGAUAAUUGUUUAGCUACCGCUGUAGUUACCGUCCAAGAGAAGACCAUGAAAAUUCGGGAGAAAGAAGUUCCGACCAACAAGUGGCUGGAUCUCGAGGAUUGGGCAGCACUGUAUAAAAUUUUGGAGAAAGCGAUUUUGCGUAACGUUCGGAAAGAAGGAUUAUCUUCGAAUUCGGAGAAAUGCAAGGGAAGGAAGUCUACUCGACAAUUGGAAGUCACAUAUACGUUUGAACCGUCAGAAAAUGUAAAAGAUGUUGCAUCACUGCCUACGAUCAGGGUAAACGUGUCUCCCGCGAAAAAAAAGUCGAAGACAAAUCCGUCAGAAGCAUCAUUAGGGAAAGGAGAAACUCGCGAUCGAACGUUAGAAAAAUCUCGACGUCACGAUUCUGAUUCCGCGCACCAAAAAGAUAACGGCAAUACUUUACCAAAGAAAGUGGAAGAUGGUAAUAUUACGAAGGUAUCGAGCCAGACGAAAAAUGAUAGAACUAAGAGAUAUUUACAGUUUGAAAGCUUAGGGAAUGCCCGAUUGGAGGAGUAUGUUCCGGAUGCACCCGUCGCAAAAAAAUUGUGCACGCAUUUGAAAUAUAUACCAAGCAGAAAGAGUAUGUUGGAACAAAUCCAAAUAUCUACGAAUGAGUAUUCCCCUACUGUAUCGGAUAGUAAAGGCGUAGCGGAAGUUGUUAGAUAUAUUCCUAAUUCCGUGGAUUCAUCGAAAGUGUCUUACGAGACGUACGAACCUAACGCAACGUCCAUUGUAAAUAUUCCCGAGGAAUACGUUCCCAAUUCGAAGGGAAUCAAAGCUUCCGUUGAAGAAUAUCAACCGGAUUUUACUAGUACAACGAUGAAAUUUGACGACAGUUACGUGCCCUCGAGCGUUCAAUUAAUUAACAAAGAUACGAAAAAGUCAACUGAACGAUUAAAGAAGGUACAAUUAGAUAAACACUCGUUGCGAGAAAAAGAAACAUCAACUAAGAGAAUUAUGGAUCUUUUUACCUGAAAUACAAUUUGAUAGUUAAUAUCAAACAAUAUAUAUAAAUGUAACAUUAUUUGUAAUUUGUAAGUAGAAAAUACAAAUAUUUUUUAAUUUCAUUAUAACAUGAUUCGAUACCAUGUUGCUGUACAAUAAAUAUGAUCUGAAUAAAAAUGGGAUGUAUUUUGAGUGUA